UUCCACAAACACUCACCUCCUCUGCACACCACACAGACACACACAAGGAACACUAGUGGUAGUAUGUGCUAGAGCUGAAGAAGCUUGGCUUCAGAGGCCGGCCAUGAAGAGCUCUUCAGCUGCAUCAAGGCUGAGACUGAAACAGGAGCAGGCGAGCGAUGGUAGCAAGAUGCAGGGAAGCGGUCUGAGCAGCAGCCUGGAGCUCAGGCUCGGCAUCUCUUCAGACAAUGGCGGCGGCAGUGAUCCAUGGCUCGGUGUCGGAGUGCACCCUUGGAGCCUGGCCUCCAGGCAAGAGAAGGCGGCCCUGGAGCAAGCGCACCAGCGGCCUCCUCCGCAGCCGGUGGGGUGGCCGCCGGUGGGCGCGUUCCGCAAGAGCCACCUGGCCGGCGCGAAGGCCGCCGAGGAGCCGAGCAAGGAGAAGCGUGGCUCCGGCGAGCGGCCGGCGGCGAGCAUGUUCGUGAAGGUGAACCUGGAGGGCUGCGCCGUCGGGAGGAAGGUGGACCUGCAGGCGCACCGCGGGUACGCGUCGCUGUCCCGCGCGCUGCAGGGCAUGUUCCAUGGCUUCCUGUCAGAUGGCCAGUGGAGGAUCGCAGGCAGAGAAGACGACGACGAUGACGACGAGCCGACGAAGAAGAACAGGACGAAGACGUACAUCCUGCUGUACGAGGACGACGAGGGCGACCGGAUGCUCGUCGGCGACGUGCCAUGGGAGCUGUUCAUGGCUUCGGUGAAGAGGCUCUACAUCGCACAGGACCCCAGGAAGAACUAGCGAGAGAGAGAGAGAGCUGAGAUGAUGUUGCUCGAUAGUAUCGCUGCUUUUUCUAUACAGCUCAAAGCAGAUAGAGAUAGCAACACUGUAUGCUACUAUCUAGCAGUUCAUAUAGGAAGUUUUGCUUGUGUAAUAUUUCAGACUUUGGUGAAUUAUUAAUCGGAUUAGCUAAUAUAUAUAAU
Messenger RNA from Panicum hallii, 951 nucleotides. RefSeq names its product auxin-responsive protein IAA25-like. Gene Ontology annotation, biological process: regulation of DNA-templated transcription. Gene Ontology annotation, cellular component: nucleus. NCBI's taxonomy places the organism in Eukaryota, Viridiplantae, Streptophyta, Magnoliopsida, Poales, Poaceae. The record is from RefSeq and is a predicted model, not a curated record. The coding region runs from base 104 to 769 and encodes 221 amino acids. The transcript is spliced from 3 exons. Gene Ontology annotation, molecular function: protein binding.